Molecule: messenger RNA, 1307 nt
Organism: Brassica napus (rape)
Lineage: Eukaryota; Viridiplantae; Streptophyta; Magnoliopsida; Brassicales; Brassicaceae
Product: probable carboxylesterase 8
Exons: 1
Coding region: 165-1145 (326 amino acids)
Molecular function (GO): hydrolase activity
Source: RefSeq, a predicted model, not a curated record
UUCUAAUCUAGGCAAAUCCAACUACAAUCUCCGUCUUUAAAUGAAAACGUUGAUCUUUUCAACCUCUCAGAUCUUCAGUUUCCAAAUCCUUCUUCAUAAUCACACACUUCACCACAGAAAACUAUCUCUAUCUCCCUCUCUCUCUCUCUGUCUGAAGCAUAUCAAUGGAAGCUACUCCAACUUCAAGCGACCCAUACAAGUUCCUCAACAUUACACUCAACUCAGAUGGGUCCCUCACCAGACACCGUGACUUCCCCAAACUAACCCCAACGGAUCACUCAAAGGACAUCCCUCUAAACCCAAACAACAAAACCUUCAUCCGUCUCUUCAAACCCCGGAACAUCCCCCCGCCGGAGACCAAACUCCCCAUCCUCGUCUACUUCCACGGCGGAGGUUUCAUCCUCUACAGCGCCGCCUCCGCUCCUUUCCACGAAUCCUGCACCAAAAUGGCCGACCGUCUUCAGACCAUGAUCCUCUCCGUCGAGUACCGCCUAUCCCCCGAGCACCGUCUCCCGGCGGCGUACGACGACGGCGUCGAAGCCAUCUCGUGGCUCCGAGACCAAGCUCGCUGCAGCGGAGGGGACUGCGACGCGUGGCUGAGAGACACCGUCGAUUUCUCGAAAUGCUUUGUUAUGGGAUCGAGCUCCGGCGGGAACAUAGUCUACGGCGUCGCGUUGCGCGUCGCGGAGGCGGAUCUCUCUCCCGUUAAGAUCCGAGGGCUGAUAAUGAACCAAGCUUUCUUCGGCGGCGUCGAGCCGUCGGGUUCGGAGUCGCGGCUGAAAGACGACAGGAUCUGCCCGUUGACCGCGACUCACUUGCUUUGGUCGCUUUGUUUGCCUGAGGGUGUGGAUCGCGACCACGUUUACAGUAACCCGAUCAAGAGCAGCGGGGCGGAGGAGAGAGAGAAGAUGGGACGGUUUCCGUCGACUCUUAUUAACGGUUACGGUGGUGAUCCGUUGGUUGAUCGGCAGAGAGACGUGGCGGAGAUGCUGAAGGCACGUGGGGUUCACGUGGAGACGAGGUUUGAUAGAGAUGGGUUUCAUGCGUGCGAGUUGUUUGAUGAGAGCAAAGCCAGGGCUUUGUAUGACACUGUUGAGGCUUUUAUGAAGAGUUGUUCGACGACUGCACCGUCGUCCAACAUGUAGUAGUACGUUGUAAUGAUGUUCUUAUGAAUUAUCUACCAUAAUAAUGAAAUUAUGCAUGCAGUAUAUCAUGUACUUGUUUGAGUGUUAUAAGCGAGUUGCAUUGCAAUGUCGCUUUGUGUUUAUCCAAAUAUAUAUGAUCCGAUAAGUAAUAAUGGUUCUGAA